AUGGCAGCUACGAAAAAAGCUGCAGAGUCGACUCUCUACCAUGUUCAUCCGAAGGGUUUUUGGAAGAAAUUCCGCGACGCUGUGGUCAUUAAUCCUGAAAUCUCGAGUGGUAUUCCAUUAGCAGGAAUAUACAGAUGGCCGCAGCCUGGUUCCAGACCGGAGAAAUACGCAGCCCCGGCAACCAAAGCUUCCGACCCCGCCCAGAACCCGUACUGGAAGAGAGAUGUUCGAAGGGCAUAUCCCCAGCUUUCUGUGGUCACGCAGCCCGACCUAUCGUCACUUCUCAUUCAACACUCUGAAGCCCAGGCAAUUCCUGCACCAUCAGAAACCAAAGAAGGAGAGAAAUCGGAUGUCCCCACAAAGACCCAGGAGACCAUGGAUUUGACAGGUGCCAUUGCUGCAAUCACAUCUGUGCACAAGGUGUACGACCAGUCAAAGCUCCCCCCGAAGGUGCCCACACCCUUCAAGAAGUGGAGAGCCGAGCUCGCACCGGACGCCCCUCAUGAUCCCAAUGCUUAUUUUCCAAUGUUGCUAUACAAGUAG
Messenger RNA from Suillus plorans, 543 nucleotides. RefSeq names its product NUZM, NADH-ubiquinone oxidoreductase 21.3 kDa subunit. The coding region runs from base 1 to 543 and encodes 180 amino acids. The record is from RefSeq and is a predicted model, not a curated record. NCBI's taxonomy places the organism in Eukaryota, Fungi, Basidiomycota, Agaricomycetes, Boletales, Suillaceae. The transcript is spliced from 4 exons.